AUGUCCACAUCUUCUUCCUCCGCUAUUCGUCUUCGUGUACCCUCCGCGCUGCGCUCAUCCUCAUCUUCUUAUUCUUCUCAGUCCAAUCACACCACCACCAACAGCAGCAACAACCAUGACGACACCGAUUUAUCCCCUCCCCCUAUUGCAUGGCUCACUGCCUCUUCCUGGAAUGUCACCUACUCGACUCUGCCCAUGUGGCGCGCCAAACGAAACGUGCGGAUCACAUAUGGGUUGCUCUCAGCAAUCAACAGGCAGAAUGCACAAGAAACAGCAGCAGCAGCAGCACGUCUCUCCAAUCUGGUUACUUAUCAAAGCCUGACGUCCUCCAAAGUGCGAUCAGUCCGUGGCGUGGACCGUGCCGAAGUGUCGACGAGAGCAGGAGCAGGAGCAGAAGCAGAAGCAGAAGCAGGGAUCUGGUCCUGGCACUGGCGCGGAUCGGGCUGGUUGAAAAUCGCCUCGUCACGAUGGGAGAUCCUCGGGUAUGGAGCUGCAUCUGCAUGCGACUCUGAGACUGAGACUGACUGGAUGGUGACGUACUUUGCGCGCACGCUGUUCACGCCCGCCGGUAUCGAUGUCUAUUCGCGACCCCGGGCGGCUGUGUCUGAGCAGCUGCUGGAGGAGAUUCAGCGCGCGUUGAAGGAGACGGGAGAUGUUGUGUUGACUAGGUUGGCUGAUCAGUUGUUUCUGGUUAAGCAUGACGAUGACGAUGAUGAUGACGAUAACAGUGUUGGUGCAUCAUGA
Molecule: messenger RNA, 744 nt
Organism: Rasamsonia emersonii CBS 393.64
Lineage: Eukaryota; Fungi; Ascomycota; Eurotiomycetes; Eurotiales; Trichocomaceae
Exons: 1
Coding region: 1-744 (247 amino acids)
Source: RefSeq, a predicted model, not a curated record